AUGGAGUCUAUCAGAGCCGUCUUCUUCAAGCCUGAUCCCCAGGUCCAGGUCAGGAAAUGCAACCAGCUCAUCCGCCAGAACACACGGAAGCUCGAUCGCGAUAUUGCGCAGCUGAAAGUCGUCGAGAACAAGGCCCGAACCAGCAUCAUCCAAGCCAACCGCCGAGCGCAACGAAACCCCUCACAAGCCAAGCAGGCCGCACAAGAAACACGCAUCUUCGCCAGAGAGCUCAUACGGAUACGCAAACAAUCCACAAGGCUUGUCACGUCGAAAGCGCAGCUUAACAGCGUAUCGAUGCAGGUCACGGAGGCGUUUGCGGUGCGCAAGAUCGAGGGCAGUAUCCGGUCCAGCGUGGGCAUUAUGAAGGACGUGAAUAGUCUCGUACGGCUACCGGAAUUAAUGGGCACAAUGAGGGAAUUAAGUCAGGAGUUAGUAAAGGCAGGUAUCAUCGAGGAGAUGGUGGGGGAUUCGCUUCCUGAUGAGUUGGAAGACGAGGAGGAAGAGGCUGAGACUGAGGUCGAUAAGGUGCUGGGCGAGAUUCUACAAGAUCGUAUGGGUAAGGUUGGUGUGACUCCGAGUACUCCAGCGCCUGUACAGGAGCAGCCAGUGGCGGAAGAAGAAGAUGAAGAAGAUGCGGAAGCCAUGCUGGACCAGAUGCGCGGCCGGUUGGAGGCUUUAAAGAGUUAA
Lachnellula hyalina is the source of this 687-nucleotide messenger RNA. It is a transcript of the gene VPS24, whose product is annotated as Vacuolar protein-sorting-associated protein. Bases 1 to 687 code for a protein of 228 amino acids. Lineage: Eukaryota; Fungi; Ascomycota; Leotiomycetes; Helotiales; Lachnaceae. The transcript has 2 exons. The record is from RefSeq and is a predicted model, not a curated record. Gene Ontology annotation, cellular component: multivesicular body; ESCRT III complex. Gene Ontology annotation, biological process: late endosome to vacuole transport; protein transport; endosome transport via multivesicular body sorting pathway.